GUUUAAGUGUAUUCAUCAUUAUGUUUGAACAAUUAAUUCAAUUGUUGGUUAUUCGACUCAAAGUCCAUUUAUAACAAACAGUUAUAUGAUUGGUGUUAGUUUGAAUCAUUUGUAUAUUUACAUUGUAACAUUUCACUGUAUUUCAAAACGUAGUUGGAAUACUUCAAUACGGUUGGUGACGACAUUCUAUGAAAAUUCUUUUUAAACUUUUUUCUUUACGUUAAAUUACAACUUCUUAAUGAAAAACAGAACAAACAAGCACAUUCCAUCCAGUCAAUAAAUGUAAAUUGAGAUCGUCAAUAAACAUCAUCAGUAUUGUUCUGCAAUAUGGGUUUCAGAAUAAAGCAUAUAUUUCAGCAGAAUGCUCUACAAUCCAAAUUACCAUACACUGCGAUGGUUUUAAUACUUACUAGUGUACUAUCAGUUUUAUCAAUCACUGUUACACUAACUUUAUCCUUGUUAAGUAAAGAAUUUAAAACGGAUACAUGUAUAACAAUUUUCACAAGUGUAUUCAAUAUUAUUGGUUUUUUUCUAGGAUUGAUGUUGGUUAUUUUACGGAAGAUGAGAGAAACGAAUCCCCUGAAUAUAAUAAUGUUAAUUUUAUACGGAUUGACUAUAUCUGCAGCUCAAGGAUACUCUAUCAUCAAUGUGGAACUUCUAGUAAAAGGCAUAGCAUGGGUUAUUGCUUUCGUGUUGCAUUCGAUUUUGGUUCCGAUUGGUAUAGUUAUAAAGACUGACUUAAGUCAAUAUACAACUGUAUUAAUUAUUUACUGUGUUGCAGAACUUUCCACAAUCACAGUAGUAUUUAUCGGUCUUAUUAUAGCAGAUUACACACAGGUGGCUUUGGCUGUUUAUGCGGCCGGGGUAUGGCCCAUAUUGAUUCCUGUGAGUUUAUAGUCAUUAUUUUGCAAAAUGAUUUAAAAUGAUAGAAGGUAUUAGUGAAUAGAGUAAGUCGUUCAUUUACUCACAUCAUAUUAACUAUAAAAGUGACAGCUAUGUAGUUUGAUUAAUAGUUAUAUCUAUUUGAAGAAAUCGUAUUUUUAGAGUUGUAUCUGAUGUCUAAUAUGUUUGUAAUGAACUAGUAUAAAUCAAGUAUCUUGUUUGUACUCGUUUCCUGAUGAAUAAUAUCCUAAGCAUUCCGAUAUAUAUAAACAUCAUGAUUAUCGGUUAUUCAUUGGUUUUUAUUGUGACAAAUUCACUUCAGUGACAAGUUGGUACACUGAACUUUCAACCCAACAACAAUGAACAACCAGUAAUAAUAAUUAUAAGGAUAGGGGAAUAUAUAUAACUCAUCUGACACCUGCCCGACUAUCUACAUGUCUGACUUAGCAGACAACCAAUCAUUAUCGUUCUCGCCCACAUCAAUAAGGAACUUCAGCCUCACUCUACUUAAAAAAAGUUAGCGUUCAAAAUUUCUCCCCAGUGUCUAAUAACUUGUUUUGUUGAUCUAAGAUUCGAUAAACCUGUUGUUUAUCAGGGUUCACAGGUUACCCUACGAUACUUUCAAAUUAAAGAAUAGUUCAACUGCUGACUUGAUACUGGAGUCUGGCAGAUAACAUUUUAGCAAUAAGGCGUCAACACAAGAAAGAGAGAAAGUUUAGGAGAAAUUUGAUAUUCAAACGGAACAACUUGGAAUGAUGCAGCUCAAUAUGUCCAGUAAAGAAAGCAUAGAUUUCCCUAUCAUACAGGAGGUUAGGGAACUAAUUGUAGUGGUAACCAAUUAUAAAAAGGUGAAGGUCAAGUAAAAAAAAAUUGGUAAGUAAAAGUGCUCUUGUGUUUACUGCUACUAGUAUGAUCUUGGCAUUGUUAGUUAAAAAUGAAUAACACUGUGAUCGUUUUAAUGGUUAUAAAUAUUGUAUGGUCAUAUUUGCACGUUUGUAAUGAUCUUUUCCUCUCCUGAUUUAAACUCUUAACAUAAAGUUAUUGCUAUCAUCUUUUAUUGGUUCAUAGAAUUAGUCGACCUCAUUAUGUUUAUGAACUGGUACAUGAUCAGACUGUCAGAUUUCUAAGAAUCUUCUGGUUUUCUUUAUGUUUCCUCCAUUCAUUAUUUAAACGAUCUCUCAGUCUAACUCUUGUCCAUAAUUGUUUAUAUGCGUUGAUAUCGGGGAGGCUGAGUUGUAGCAUUUAUUAGUGAACUGGUGUUCAUGUAGACGUAAAUGAAUGUUUGGGAACUUGGUGUUGUUUCGUUGCCUCAUUAAAUGUAAUCUAUCCUGUAGAUAAUGUUUGUCUUAUCUUUGUUUGUCAUUGUGUUCUUUUAUUCCUAGCAGUCUUAAUAACCAGUAUAGUCUCUGAGAUGUUUUACAUGUAGGGUAGAAUGGUCCGUUUGUUUGUUUUUCCUAUAAGUUUUGUAUUUGAUGUUCCAUUCGAUAGACAUUUCUCAAUCAUGUUUUGUGGUUAUCAACCCUGCCUAAAUACAACCACUAGGUACUUUCUUUCACUUUCCUUGUAAUGGUUGUAUUGUACUAUGUUUUUAUUCUUUUAAAAAUUGUUUUAAUGCAACUUUUAACUUAUUAAGUUUUUACAACUAUAAUUUAAUGUUUUUUAGAUGUGUAAUGCUCGUCAAUAAAUGUCAGUUUUCCCUUAUUGAUCAAAAAUGAAAGUUCGUUGUAUCGUUUCUUUUCUGAUAUAAAUUUUAUGUCGCCAAAGACGUUGUUGAUCAAAUAUUAGCACUUUUCAGAUGAACUCAUUCGACGAUAUCGAAUGUAUUGUCUACACAAUGUAUUCGGAUUUCUGGUUUUAUCAUUGGUAAGACCGGAGUUACUAUCCCCUGUAUAACAGCUUCUACAAUUAAUCCGGAAAUCUAUGAUCCUAAUGGAUUUUAUUUUGUUCGUCCACAAAUAUUUUUCGUUCAGUCGGGAAUAUGUUGUUAGACAUGAGUUUAUGAGAUCAAUAAGACUUCAACAACGCUGUAACAUCCAAAGAAAUCAAUUUAUUGUUGGUGAUUUGAAUAUCUUUCAUUUUAUCUAGGAAUUGUGUUGAACAUUUGAUACAGUAGUCGAAUGAGUUCAUCACAUAUUUCAACACCAUUGAUAUUUCUAUUGAAACACAAAAUGUCCUUGAAAGUGUAAGGACUUUUUGAAAUGUACAUCUUGUGUAAUUUCGGUCAACCAUGAAAGUGGGAAAUAAGAAGUCCAUUCGAUUUUCUUAGCUAUGAAUCCUCCUUGUUAGUCAUCCAUCUUUGAUUAGUCUGUUUUAGAGUACUAUAGAUAUUGCCAUCUAGUUUUGGUUGGGAUUAGUUUCCAUUUGCUAAUAUACACUAUCAUCUCUGAGUAACAUCUUGUCGUUUCAAAUAUAGUCCUUUCACUCAUGACUAUUAUGGUACUCUCCUUGUUAGGAAAGAUCAUGGUUGUAUUUUUCCUUGUUUUCUGUUUUCGUAAAGCCUUCCGUUUUCAUGCCUUUAAUCGAAAGCAGUCUUCUUUACACCAACCCAAGAACAUUACCACUUGUCCUAUUUGUUGUUGAGUUUCUUCAUUUAGUCUUGAUGUUUUAGACGAUGAAUCCAGCGGUAUGAAGAAUUUCGGCGCCCAAAAAUUUGAUGUAUUGUAAUUCAACCCUUUCUGAACUAAACUUUUCUUACCUUGGUUAAAGUUUGUUUUAGUAAACUUGUUACACAGUUGUUUGUCUCUACUUCAAUAUUUCACAUAUUUUACAAUAAUUUUGCUUGUUAGAUAAAUUAUGAUCUCUUGUUUUCCAUUCUUUUUUUCAGCUUGCUAUUGAUUUCGGGCAGCUUACAUUUAGUACACGUUCCAGUUAUACUUACUAUCCGGAUUACUGUCUGGCAUCAUUUACUUUAUUCACUACGCUAUCGGUAUUUUUUAUUACCACCAGUGUAGAAGCUCAUUUCAUCAAUCAGCUAAUCAAAAACAAUACUACCGUUAAACUAUUGUAAAUGUCUCGUUAAAAGCAUCAUUACAUAUAUAUUAUUUAAUUUGAUAAUUAUUUAUCCUAAUCACAUAGUGUAGUGAACAGAACACGGGUGGGGACAAUCGAAUUGUAUUCAGCACAAAAUUACAGAGUUACUUGGUAAAAUAGAAAAACCAUAUUAUAAUGCUUAAUUUGCAAAAUGUUCAAUAAUUGUCUCGAACUUCAUUGUUCUUGCAUUUCCAUACUCAUUGCUUUCUAUUCCCGCUCUUCCUUUCUUGAUCUUCGCCAUCUUCUGAUGCCAGAUAUUACAUUCCUGACUCGCGUCAUAUACCACUUAUAUCAAUAUAAGUAGCACGCACCACAAUGGUUUACAUGCUUUCUCAAUCAAGAUCAUAUAUUGGUGAAUAGACUUUAAGUUACAAAAUGUUAGGAUGAUAAAUUUCAGGUUUCUUUGAUUCGUUAUAAAUAGAUUGCAUAUGCACAAAUUAUAAAUUAAUAUCAUCAUACCUAAUCAUAUGUAAUUUGAACAAAAUGAUAGUUGAAAAAUGUAAUAUUAUCUAUCAGAUGUUGAAUAAGAUGACAACCGGUUCUCUUAAUUCAUAACAUUUCAGAGUUGACUGACUUAGAUUAGAUGAAUAUGUAUCAUGAUUCACCCAAAAUACUUAUUUAUAUUUUGUCUACAACUGGAGAAGACUAAUUUGACUUUCCUUCAUCUUAGGUGGAGAAAUCAUUUUGAAGAAAUAUCAAUAAGUUAGGAAUUGGCUAUCAGUAUUAUUAUUAAUGUUGUUAGUAGCACUAUUAGUUGCGGGAAGUUGUACGUUCAAUAAAGCAUAGACAAAAAUGCUAUUUUGGAAGCUUUAUUCCAACUGAUAUGUAGUAUAAACACACAAUACUAUGUUCACUUUAACUUGAUAUCAUCAGACUGUAAAUAAGGCUAUCGGAAACUUUACUUCCGAUAUCAUGGUAAAUUACAACACUCUAUUCAGUUCCAGCAUACAUUCAUUAAACUAUAAUAUUUAUUGUCUUUUGCAUGCUACUCAAGACUUUAGAUUCUGUGACAAAACCAAACUGGAAAUGCGUUUUACACUUGUAGUGAACGAACACUCUUGUGGGGAAGACCACUUUAUUAGUUAUUACAAUAUUACAGAAUGUCUUCAUGAAAUAUAAAAACCAUACACUAAAUGCUUCAUUUUUACAUCUCCCAUCAACCGACUCUGAUUAAUUUCGUCAGUCCUUGAUUCUCGUUUUUAUUACAGUUACUCUCUGUUUACAUUCCUGUUCUCCUCGAUUCGAUCUUCUCAACCAUUUCACUUCGACUUAUAUCUGUUAACUGAAGUAACAUACACCACACACUCUCAAUCUAUCUUACGCAUCGAGAUCAUCGUCUUUGUGAUUACUAGAUGCCCAUGAACUUAACGAAACCUUUCUUUAUAAAUAUGCUUACUAAUCUGUAUUAUGUUCUAGAUAACGAUUAUAUAAAUGAUCUUUAGAAUUGA
Messenger RNA from Schistosoma margrebowiei, 5360 nucleotides. NCBI's taxonomy places the organism in Eukaryota, Metazoa, Platyhelminthes, Trematoda, Strigeidida, Schistosomatidae. The record is from the annotation of a GenBank genome assembly.